This is a messenger RNA of Sipha flava (yellow sugarcane aphid), 1413 nucleotides long. Its product is annotated as growth hormone-regulated TBC protein 1-A-like. The transcript is spliced from 7 exons. Lineage: Eukaryota; Metazoa; Arthropoda; Insecta; Hemiptera; Aphididae. The record is from RefSeq and is a predicted model, not a curated record. The coding region runs from base 316 to 1338 and encodes 340 amino acids.
ACCGCAACCGCCCGCGAAACGACGAGCACGGACGACGAUGUUUGAUAAGCGGAGCUCGAGGCCAGAGGCAGUCGGCGACACGCAACGCUACACGAGCCACACGGGCAACAGGCCGCCGAACGGUUAUUAUUGAAAUCAAAAUCGUUACGUUAACUGUAUAGCCGUUGUCGCGCUCGCGUCCGUAUCUAACUUGACACUGAUAACGGACCGUGGCGCUGUGCCGCCGCCGAUUCCGGUCGUUUUCAAACGGCUUUUGCCCAGCACCGCCGCUGCACUUUCAACCACAUUCAUGAGCGGCCGCCGAACGCGUCUCAAAUGACGUCGAAAUUCAGCAAGUAUGACGAGUAUGGUUUCGUGCGUGCCGAUGAUUUCGAUUACGUCGAGUACGAGCAAUUCAUGUCCGUGUACUUGACCGUGCUGUCCAAACGGUCAAUGAGAUGGGCUCGAAUCAUGACGUCCAACCCGCAGCUAAAGAAAACCGCUCGGCUCAAACAGUUUGUGCGCAAAGGAAUACCGUUGUCGCUCAGGGCGCAGGUGUGGACGUCAAUUAGUGGUGUACAAAAGAUGAAGGACAAGGACGGACCGAAUCUGUACAAACAAAUGCUAAACAAACCUAUCAAUGAGGAUAUUAAAAACAUAAUCUCAGUCGAUGUACCUAGAACAUAUCCGGACAACAUUUAUUUUUAUCCAACCUCUGAAAAUCAUGCUGCUUUGUUUAGAAUACUAUAUGCGUUUGCUGCACAAAAUCCUAACAUAGGAUACUGUCAGGGUUUAAACUAUAUAGUCGGUUUAUUGUUAUUAAUUACUAAAAAUGAAGAAACAUGUUUUUGGUUAUUGAGAGUAUUAGUCGAGAAUAAACUACCAGACUACUACUCUAAAACUAUGGAUGGUGUCAUUGUGGAUAUAGAAGUUUUUUCUCGCCUUGUGAAAAAAAAAUUUCCUGAUGUGUCACAGCAUAUGACUAAUUUAGAUAUGCCUUGGGCUCUGGUCAUUACUAAGUGGUUUAUUUGUCUUUUUGCUGAGGUCUUACCAAUUGAGACAACUCUAAGAGUAUGGGAUUGUUUAUUUUAUGAAGGAUCCAAAGUUAUAUUCAGAGCUGGCUUAAUGUUGGUAAAACAUUAUAGAAAUGAAUUGUUGGCAUGUGAAGAUAUUGCAUCAUUAGCAGAAUGCUUCAAGUCUAUUGUUCAACAGCCAUUUUCUUUAAACUGUCAUGUUUUCAUUAAAGAAAUGUUUAAAAACAUAGGAUCAUUACCCAUGGCAUUGAUUGAUGAUCUGCGUAGACAAGUAUCAGCUGAACGAAAUGCUGACAAGUCUACAUAUAAAAACAGAAAAGGCUAAACUUUUAUAGUUAUUGUUAUUGUUUUUAAGGAUUUUAACAAAAAAAAAAAGUAUUUCUUAAGAUGCAUAAAUUCU